AUGGAGCAGUGUGAUGUUAUGGAGGGGGACCUCAUCUCAUCCUUGUGGACUCCUGCUCUGGUGGUGGACAUUGACAAUGUGAAGAAAAAUGCAGAAAGGAUGAUUGAACGUUACAAGAAGCUGGGAGUGCAACUUCGACCACACAUGAAGACGCACAAAACCAUUGAGUGUGCUGAGAUCAUGACUGGGGGAUCUCGGAGGUGUAUUGUAGUUUCCACUUUGGCAGAGGCCAGUUUCUACGCUGACCAUGGGUUUGAGGACAUCCUUUAUGCGUAUUCUGUUCCUUUUGACAAGGUGGAGCGAUGUGCAGCACUGUCAGAGAGGCUGGACCUCUUCCAGGUUUUAGUGGAUCAUCCUGAUGCUUUGGAGCAACUGAAAAAGAGGCCUCUCCAAGACGGUCGGUUGUGGCACGUUUGGAUGAAGCUUGACUGUGGAAAUGGAAGAGCUGGUGUUUUGCACUCUUCACCUGAGGCUCUGAAACUGGCCCAGGCUAUUCAUGCAGAUGAAAGAGUGGAGCUGACUGGAGUCUAUGCUCACUGCGGAAACACCUACAACUGCAGAGGGGUGGAGCAGAUACAGGCAGCUGCUCAAGAGACCACCACAAUCACGCUGCAAUUUGUGGAAAAACUGAAGGCAGUAGGCAUCAGCUGCAAGUCCAGCAUCGGCUCUACACCUUCAUGUAGUCAUCCUGUCAAAGAUAUGGCCCAGCUCAGUGAAGUUCAUCCAGGAAAUUAUGUGUUUUAUGAUGUCCAGCAGUCCAUGAUUGGCUCGUGCAGCUUAGAAGAUGUGGCUGUAAGGGUUUUGACACGAGUCAUUGGUCAUUGUCCUCACAGGAACCAGCUUCUCAUUGACUGUGGAUGGACAGCACUGAGUCUUGAUGGAGCAGGAAAACUUCCAUCUGGAUAUGCCGUUGUGGAAGGACAUCCAAUUUUAAAGCUGCUGUCUAUGACUCAGGAGCAUGGAAGAGUUGAGCCUAUCUCUGGAAAACUAGACUAUGGGGAAUAUCCGUUAGGCACAAUGCUCAAACUUAUUCCGUACCAUUCCUGUGCUACAGCCGCCAUGCACCCCACAUACUAUGUCCACUCCAAAGACAGAAUUGUGGGAAAGUGGAAACCAACUCGUGGAUGGUGGCGCGGAAACUUGUCAGCCGCAUGUUAUGGUUUUCUGUUAUUUUUCUGUGGUAAAUAUCUGGUUAAAUCCCUGGGAUCAGCUAUGAGUGAGUUGGAGGUGAAGUUCAUUGGGGAUAAAGAUGUCCUGGAGCACAUUGUGGACAAACAUGAAGGAGCACUCAGCGGUGGGACUGUCCAGAAGAUGGUCACUUUCAGGAGUCCCGCUGGGAGACGGGACAAGGAGGAGAAUGGAAAUGAUGGGGGACAACUGAACCAACAAAACUACAUACAGGCGUUAGCAGCAGAAGAUGAUGAUGAGAGUGUGUCCCGUGGAGCAGGAUCUUCAAUAUUCACCUUUCAGAAAAGUAGACGAGGUCACAGUAUGGCGCUAACAGCAAGUGAAUUGGCACGAACUCCUGGAAAGAGCGUUACCUUCAAUACAGCACCUGUUGAACCGUCUACUCCAACUCGAACAGGCCGAAAUGCCAAAGGAGAAUCCCGUACACCGCAGAGGAAUAAAAAGAGGCAGUUUGUUUCCACCACACCUCAUAGACUCAGAAAGCGCAUGACAACGCUAAACCUGCGAUCGGACAGUGACAGUGAGUUGUCCCCCUCUGACUCUGGAGAAGAACAAGAGGAGGAGGAAAUGACGGAGACAAAAAAGGACGAAAAGGAAAAUGUGAAAGUUCUUCGGACACCAAGUAAAGGUUUAUCAGCCGCGCUUCACAAAACUCCAGCAAAAAAGACAAAGAACGCUCCUGCGCAUCAGGCCAGUCUGGUGGAGGAGUAUUUUGAAGCUCACGGCAGUUCAAAAGUACUGACCUCUGAUCGGACACUUGAUAAGUUGAACACCCCUAAACUCGACAGGGAGACAUUAAUCAGGCUUUUAGAAGGAAAACCGUCAUGUUACGCUAAAGAAAUCCAAGAACUUCAUAAGAAAUAUAGCCAGCAUUUUAACAAAUGGAUGUUACAGUUACAAUUAGGAUUUAGUGUCCUGGUUUACGGAUUAGGAAGCAAAAAGUCUUUGCUGGAGGAUUUCCGGAUCUCUCAACUAUCUCAAGAACUUCAUCUUGUAAUCAAUGGCUUUUUCCCCUCUAUUACCCUAAAAUCAAUUUUAAAUGCCUUGACAAGUGAGGUGCUGGAGCAUCAUGGAAGUUUUCGAACUCCUACAGACCAGAUUCAGUUCAUCUCUCAAACCCUUAAAGACAGUCCUGAUCUACAUAUCUAUAUUAUUAUUCACAAUAUUGAUGGACCCAUGCUGCGAGGAGAAAAAUCUCAAAGCGCACUGGCACAACUUGCUUGUUUGCCGAACCUACAUCUUGUUGCUUCUAUCGAUCAUAUCAAUGGUCCACUCGUGUGGGACCAGUCUAAGCAAAGUCAGUUUAACUGGCUGUGGUGGGAGUGUGUUACAUUUCAACACUACGCAGAAGAGACGUCGUAUGAAAACUCGCUGUUGGUGCAGCAGACUGGGACUUUGGCGUUGUCUUCUCUCACUCAUGUGCUGCGAAGUUUAACCCCCAAUGCAAGAGGAAUCUUCAAACUGCUGGUCAAAUUUCAGCUCGAGAACAAAGACAACCCGUCAUAUACAGGAUUGUCUUUCCAAGACUUUUAUCAGCGAUGUCGUGAGGCCUUUUUAGUGAACUCCGACUUGACGUUGAGGACUCAGUUGACUGAGUUCAGAGAUCAUAAACUGAUCCGCACACGAAAGGGUGCAGAUGGAGUGGAGUAUUUACUCGUCCCUGUGGAGGCAAAUACUUUGGUCGACUUCUUGGAAAAUGAAGAGGCUGAAUAA
Molecule: messenger RNA, 2901 nt
Organism: Knipowitschia caucasica
Lineage: Eukaryota; Metazoa; Chordata; Actinopteri; Gobiiformes; Gobiidae
Source: the annotation of a GenBank genome assembly